AUGGAGGAAGCAACGGUAAGAAAUCUUGUGACUAAUAUCGACAGAUCAAAAUUGAUAGACGCAGAGAAACAUAUAAAAACCUUUUUAAUCGUGUGGUUAAUUGAUGAAGUAUAUUCACAACGAAAUGAAAGCGAUAACAACUUUGAAGUGUUCAUUGGAUUACAAAAUAUUAAGCAACGCGUCUAUAAAUAUCACAGUGUGGAAAAAUGUAUUGGAAAACUUCAGAAAAAGUCUAAUCAAAGCGUUUUUUUGAUUAUAUCACAUAAUAUAUCGUUGGAUGACGAAGACAACUCGAUACUUUACGGCCUUCCUCAAGUCGAUUUUAUUUAUCAAUUUGGAUCUGAAAUGCCUUGGAAAAAGAUAAGAGGUGAAGUGGUUGACAAUGAUAGUCAACAGUCGCCGGAAGAAGAAGCAACAUCAAUUUCUGAAUUGCCAUUCAGUGAAAUCACAGCUUCGACAGACGAUCAAGAUAUUAAAAUGCAAAUAUUUGUCAUGGAACAAUUACUUGUCGAGCUCUUGCUUCGUGUUGCGUCCGGAAAUGAAGGAAAAAAAGAUUUUAUUCAUUUCUGUCUUGACAAAUACCAGUUCAACAACUCGUAUAUAAAUGAAAUUCGUGAGUUUGAAAAAGAUUAUUCUGAAAACAAAGCUAUAUGGUGGUAUACCGGUGAAACAUUUGUCUAUCACAUUCUUAGUAAAACCUUUGGUACAAGCAAUCUCAAUUUUAUAUACAAAAUUCGGUUUUUUACUUCCGAACUCUACUCAGAAUUGAAAGAACUUUAUCAUUUGCAAUUACCGACGUUACUAAAAACACCAUUGAACGUAUUUCGAGGAGUCUCUAUUCCAAAAACCGACUUUGAUUGUCUGCGAAGAAGUUUUGGAAAACUUGUUAUUACCAAUUCGUUUUCGUCCACGAGCACUAAAAAAGAGGUGGCUACUGGUUUUUCUAGCUAUAAUGUCUCAGCGAAGGACAGUGUUUCAGUUAUAUUUUGCAUGAAAAUCAAUGUUCAGCAGAACACAUCAAAACCAAUUGCAUCUAUAAAAGAUCACAGUCAGAUGGAAGAUGAAGAUGAAGUACUAUUGUCCAUCGGGAUUGUGUUUCGUAUGAUUUCUAGCAGAAAAAUUGCGAAAAACAAAUGGGAAAUUGAUUUGGUAAGAGGUACAGAAGAAGAACAGUUUGUGGAAAAAUUUCAUAGUAAUCUGCCAACAGCGGAGACCAAUGCAUUGAUAACUAUGCUAGCGUUUCUGGCAACUAUAAGUAGUGCUCAAGACUUCGUGAAAUACUCCCGACAUCUAGCCGCUAAGCUGAAUUCGACAUAUGCAAUUCCGAACCACGCAGGGACUGAAGAGAACAUAUCUGCAUCUCAUGAUCCGAUGCCCUCAAAAAUAUCCAUGCCAGUAAGUGCAUUGAGGAAUGUUGAUGAUUUCCCUUGAUUUCACCCAUCAGAGUGAACGAAGGAUGGACGUGCGUAAUAUAUUACAGCAUAACACAGUUUUCAACUCGUAACAUGUUUUUAAACUCGUACGAGUUCAAAACAGCCUCCCCAGCCUCCCCUAUACUAUAUUACAGCAUAACACAGUUUUCAACUCGUAACAUGUUUUUAAACUCGUACGAGUUCAAACAG
Molecule: messenger RNA, 1622 nt
Organism: Didymodactylos carnosus
Lineage: Eukaryota; Metazoa; Rotifera; Eurotatoria; Philodinida; Philodinidae
Source: the annotation of a GenBank genome assembly